GAAAUAGAAAAAUACAAAAACAAAAACAAAGACAAAAAGAAAAGGCGAAUUUAGUUAAAUAAUAACGCAAUAAUAAGUGCAAAAUCGAAGGCAAUCCAUCCAUCAUAUCGUCGAUCACAAAUCUGUAGCACAGCAACUGGAACUUCUCAACACUCGCAGCUGAAAUCAGAACUCGAACAAAUCUCAACUGAACUGAACUGAGCCGAGCCGAGCCGAGGUGAAGGCAAAGAGAAGUGGAAAGAGACUCCAUCCAUACUUAAAAUCAACCCGCUGAAUGUUUUUGAAUUGGAAUCGCGUAGAGUAGUUCAAAACUGAGCAGCAGCAGUAAAAUUGAUCAAAAAUAAAAAAAACUUUAUAAAUCAACAACAAUAAAAACAAACAAAAAACUCCUUAAAAAACUUAAAGCUACUAAAAAAUAUAAAAAAUAUUUCCGUCGCAUACGCAAAACAAAUCUAAGACUGAAUGACAACAUUCGAACAGUAUCGAAGCGGCAGCAAAAGUCAAGCAACAAUUGCACGCCAUGGAAAGUAUUAUAAGUGUGGCGGACCAGGAAAUACUACAGCAGAUGGGCGCUGAUUUGUGUGCAACAGGAGUAAUGCAGCAGCUGCAACAAGUGCAAGAGCUAGAGCAGCAGCAGCAGCAGCAGCAACAGCUGCAGCUGCAGCAGUAUGCAUGCCAACAUCUGCACUCAACGCCCACACCUAUGUCGCAAUUUGAUUAUCAGCAUCAGCCACGACAACAUUCCAAGGCAACAAAAGCAGCAACAUCGCCAUCAUCAAUACAUUCGCUGACCAGCGGCGGCGGCGGCGGCGGCGGCAGCAGCAGCAGCAGCAGCAGCAGCAACUACAGCAGCUACAGCAACUACAGCAACAGCAACAGCAACAGCAAUAGUAAUAGCAAUAGCAAUAGUAACAUCUAUGGCAACAGUAUCAUUCACAACGCUGCAUACUCAUUAGCAGUUUUUAGCUAUAAGCAACAGCAGAAGCAACAGCAGCAGCUGUCACAGAAACAGGCACAAAGCAAUCCUAAUCUAAGCAAUACUCAACAUCAUUAUCACCAGAUGGAACAGGAGCAGCAACAGCAUUCGACCAGUCUCAAUGGCUCGCCUGAGAGCAGCACAUCGCCAAUUGCAGUGGGGCAGCAGCAACAGCAUUUACAUCAACAGCAGCAGCAGCAACUUAGUAAACAUGAGCCAACGGGAGCUGCAACAGCAAAUGCAACUGCAACUGCAACAGCAACAGCAACAGCAACUGCAACAGCAACAGCAACGGCAGCAACAUCCAGCUAUAAGACUGCCUCCUGUUGGUGCUACGGUGAGUCAGUUUGUUCUGGAAUUGAGGUUGAAAUUGAAAAUAAUAACAAUAAUCAUAAUCAUCAUGGCGACACCACAUUUCACAUGAAAAUUCUGGUGCCCGCGGUGGCCUCCGGAGCCAUCAUUGGCAAGGGGGGCGAGACGAUUGCCUCCUUGCAAAAGGACACGGGUGCUAGAGUCAAGAUGUCCAAAUCGCAUGACUUCUAUCCAGGUACUACUGAGCGAGUCUGCCUCAUCACCGGCUCCGUGGAGGGCAUCAUGACCGUGGUCGACUUUAUAAUGGACAAAAUACGGGAGAAGCCCGACUUGACCACAAAAAUCAUUGAUGCCGAGUCUAAGCAGGCGCAAGAACGUGAUAAGCAGGUGAAAAUAUUGGUGCCCAACUCGACUGCUGGCAUGAUUAUUGGCAAGGGCGGCGCCUUCAUCAAGCAGAUCAAGGAGGAGAGUGGUUCCUACGUGCAGAUUUCCCAGAAGCCAAAGGACGUUUCACUCCAGGAGCGUUGCAUAACCAUCAUCGGCGACAAGGAAAACAACAAGAACGCUUGCAAGAUGAUACUCUCGAAGAUCGUGGAGGAUCCUCAGUCGGGCACAUGUCUGAACGUCUCCUAUGCAGAUGUGAACGGACCCGUUGCCAACUUCAAUCCAACCGGCUCGCCCUAUGCCACCAAUCAGAAUGCCAUCAACUCAAGCACCGCCUCGCUGAACUCCACGCUGGGCACGGCCAUUGGUGGCCCAGGCUCUGCGGCCAGUCUCUUGGUCAAUGGCAUCAACCUAUCCCUUAACUUGAGCGCCCCCAAUCCAGCGCCCAAUCUAGCGGUUGCCACACAGUUGUUGGAGCACAUUAAGGUUGCCAUGCGCGGUGCUGGCUAUUCGGAAACCGCCACAAAUGAAGUCUGCGCCGCCCUCGGGGUGCUGGCCAAGUACGGAGUGCUCGGCAUGGGUGUGGGCGUGCCGCACACCAACGGCGCACAUCCCACGCUGGCCAACUAUUUGGGCGUCACGACGCUGGAUCAGCAGACAGCAGCCGCAGCGUCAGCGGCCACGGCCAGCAAUGUUUUCGGCGCUGUUGGGCAGGUUAACUUUGAGUAUGCUGCCGCUGCGGCCGCUGCUGCGGCGGCCAGUCGGCCCACGCAGUCUCAACUGGAGGUGCAAUUCGAUUCAUUCCGCCAUCUGGGCUCGGCCACUGCGCCCGCUGCCACGCCCGUUUCGCUAAAUAAUAACAGCUUUGGACUGACCGGUGCCACCGGUACGGUGACCAGCGCGCAGCUGGGAGCUGCCGCCUCGAUAGGCGGCCUAAGUAAGAGCCCCACUCCGGGUGAUCUGGGCGCCAAGGAUACCAAGAACGUUGAGGUGCCUGAAGUGAUUAUUGGCGCUGUUUUAGGUCCGAACGGUCGUAGUUUAGUUGAAAUUCAACAUGUUUCUGGCGCAAAUGUGCAAAUUUCCAAAAAAGGCAUAUUCGCACCUGGCACUAGAAAUCGCAUUGUAACCAUAACUGGUCAGCCGAGUGCCAUUGCCAAAGCGCAGUAUCUAAUUGAACAAAAAAUCAACGAGGAGGAGACAAAGAGGGCGCGUCAAAUUCCAUUAACCACUGUUGUGAAUUAAUAAUCAAGCAAUCAAGCAACCAGCACAACAACAAAAAACAACAACAACAACUAUCCCCCCCAUUUAAAAACGUAUUUCCUCAAAAAACAAAACAAAACAAAACAAAACAAAAAGAAAUGGUUCAUUUAUUUAAACAAAAACAACAA
Drosophila hydei is the source of this 3060-nucleotide messenger RNA. It is a transcript of the gene pasilla, whose product is annotated as RNA-binding protein Nova-1. Gene Ontology annotation, molecular function: mRNA binding. The transcript has 7 exons. Gene Ontology annotation, biological process: regulation of alternative mRNA splicing, via spliceosome; mRNA splicing, via spliceosome. NCBI's taxonomy places the organism in Eukaryota, Metazoa, Arthropoda, Insecta, Diptera, Drosophilidae. The record is from RefSeq and is a predicted model, not a curated record. Gene Ontology annotation, cellular component: cytoplasm; nucleus. Bases 521 to 2914 code for a protein of 797 amino acids.